This is a messenger RNA of Meriones unguiculatus (Mongolian gerbil), 5193 nucleotides long. It is a transcript of the gene Rhobtb2, whose product is annotated as Rho related BTB domain containing 2. The coding region runs from base 551 to 2734 and encodes 727 amino acids. Gene Ontology annotation, molecular function: protein binding; GTPase activity; GTP binding. Gene Ontology annotation, biological process: small GTPase-mediated signal transduction. The record is from RefSeq and is a predicted model, not a curated record. Lineage: Eukaryota; Metazoa; Chordata; Mammalia; Rodentia; Muridae. The transcript has 10 exons.
CCUUUUUUCCUCCCCAACCUCCCCCCCCUCCAACUUUGCUUUUUUUGUGAAUGAAAAAAGGAGGUCGUGAGCGGUCCCCGGGACUGCGGCGCUCGGCGUCUUAAGGCUGCGCGCGUGCGGCGGCCUCGCCCGGCUCCUCGCUCAUCCAGCGCGCCGCCCGCAACCUCCGCAGCGCUGCCGGGCGGCGGCGGCGCGGCCCAGCGGCCGGAGGUCGGAGGGGCGGCGCGCAGCCCGGCGGAGCCUCCAUGACAUUGGGCGCCCGGGGCGCGCGGAGAUGCUGAUCCGGAAGAGGCAGUGGCUGCAGUGCAGCGCCCGAGGCUGCUCACGCGCCGCGGUCCGGCCUGGGCUCCUGUGCCAGAGUUUCUGAUCUCACCCGAACCGGGACCCCAAGGAGGCUGGAUCUCCAGCACAGAGCAGCGGCGUCGGCGGCGCCUCAACUUGCACGCGCGGAGUGACCCCAGACAUCUCACUAAAAUGAGCGUGCUUAGCAGGAAGAGAUGUGUUCCCUACACUAGAAAUUACCCCGUCACAUGUAGUGGUGUCCCAAUUAAUGGAUUCUGACAUGGAUUAUGAAAGGCCAAACGUAGAGACCAUCAAGUGCGUGGUGGUGGGGGACAACGCCGUGGGCAAGACCAGGCUCAUCUGUGCCCGGGCCUGCAAUGCCACCCUCACCCAGUACCAGCUGCUUGCCACCCAUGUGCCCACAGUGUGGGCCAUUGACCAGUAUCGUGUAUGCCAGGAGGUGCUGGAGCGCUCCCGAGAUGUGGUAGAUGACGUCAGCGUCUCCCUGCGCCUCUGGGACACCUUUGGAGACCACCACAAAGACCGACGUUUUGCUUACGGAAGAUCCGAUGUGGUGGUUUUGUGUUUCUCCAUUGCCAACCCCAAUUCCCUCCACCAUGUCAAGACCAUGUGGUACCCAGAAAUCAAGCAUUUCUGCCCUCGAGCUCCUGUCAUUCUGGUGGGCUGCCAGCUGGACCUACGCUAUGCUGACCUGGAAGCCGUUAACAGGGCCAGGAGACCUUUGGCUAGGCCCAUCAAACCCAAUGAAAUCCUCCCCCCAGAGAAGGGUCGGGAAGUGGCCAAGGAGCUGGGGAUCCCUUACUAUGAGACCAGCGUGGUGGCCCAGUUUGGUAUCAAGGACGUCUUUGACAAUGCCAUCCGGGCUGCACUCAUCUCCCGCCGUCACCUGCAAUUCUGGAAAUCUCAUCUGCGCAAUGUGCAGCGGCCUCUACUGCAAGCACCCUUCCUGCCCCCCAAGCCACCACCCCCAAUCAUCGUGGUGCCCGAUCCCCCCUCCAGCAGCGAGGAGUGCCCCGCCCACCUCCUGGAAGACCCGCUCUGUGCGGAUGUCAUUCUGGUGCUGCAGGAGCGCGUGCGCAUCUUUGCCCACAAGAUCUACCUCUCCACCUCCUCCUCCAAAUUCUAUGACUUGUUCCUCAUGGACCUGAGUGAGGGGGAGCUGGGGGGCCCCUCAGGGCCAGGGGGCCCCCGGCCGGAGGACCACCGGAGCCACCCUGAGCAACACCACCAUCAUCACCAUCACCACCAUGGGCGGGACUUCCUGCUUCGGGCAGCCAGCUUUGACGUAUGUGAGAGUGUAGACGAGGCUGGGGGCUCUGGUCCUGCUGGCCUCCGAGCUUCAACCAGUGAUGGGAUCUUACGGGGUAACGGAACAGGGUACCUGCCAGGGAGAGGGCGUGUGCUCUCUUCCUGGAGCCGAGCUUUUGUGAGUAUCCAGGAAGAGAUGGCAGAGGAUCCUCUGACCUUCAAAUCCCGGCUGAUGGUGGUGGUGAAGAUGGAUAACUCCAUUCAGCCAGGGCCCUUCCGGGCCGUUCUCAAGUACCUGUACACAGGGGAACUGGGUGAGAAUGAGCGGGACCUCAUGCAUAUCGCCCACAUUGCCGAGCUGCUAGAGGUCUUUGAUCUACGCAUGAUGGUGGCCAACAUUCUCAACAACGAGGCCUUCAUGAAUCAGGAGAUCACUAAGGCCUUCCAUGUACGCCGGACCAACCGAGUUAAGGAGUGUUUGGCAAAGGGCACCUUUUCAGAUGUGACCUUCAUCCUGGAUGAUGGGACCAUCAGCGCCCAUAAACCCCUGCUGAUAUCCAGCUGUGACUGGAUGGCUGCCAUGUUCGGGGGACCAUUUGUGGAGAGUUCUACCAGGGAGGUCGUGUUUCCAUACACAAGCAAGAGCUGCAUGAGGGCUGUGCUGGAGUACCUCUACACAGGCAUGUUCGCCUCCAGCCCGGACCUGGACGACAUGAAGCUCAUCGUCUUGGCCAACCGCCUCUGCCUACCGCACUUGGUUGCCCUCACAGAGCAGUACACAGUGACCGGACUGAUGGAAGCAACCCAGAUGAUGGUGGACAUCGAUGGGGAUGUCCUUGUGUUCCUGGAAUUGGCACAGUUCCACUGCGCAUACCAGUUGGCCGACUGGUGUCUCCACCAUAUCUGCACCAACUACAACAACGUGUGCCGCAAGUUCCCCCGAGACAUGAAGGCCAUGUCUCCAGAAAACCAAGAGUACUUUGAGAAGCACCGCUGGCCGCCGGUCUGGUACCUGAAAGAAGAAGACCACUAUCAACGUGCUCGGAAGGAGCGUGAGAAAGAGGACUAUUUACACCUGCGGAGGCAACCGAAGCGGCGGUGGCUGUUCUGGAACAGUCCCUCAUCACCGUCCUCCUCAGCAGCAGGCUCAGCAUCUCCGUCCUCCUCCUCGGCCGUGGUCUGAGAUGCUGCCACCCUCUUCUGAUCCUGCUGCUGUUGUCCUCAUUAGUCCUUGUCCUUCUGCUCUUCUGUAUCAUCUCCUCCACCCGACAGGGGACGAGGGAACUCACCUAGCCAGAACCCUAAGGGCAGAGCUGUUCUUACCAGCCAAGGUGGCUCAGGCUAAGAGGAGCCAGCCCUGCAGAUCAGAACAGGGUCCACCUACAAUUCCAGGCAGGGCAGGAAGAGGUCUGCCCCAAGGUGGGGAGCAGGAAAGAGCUCAGAGCUCUGCUCUUUGCUCUCUGGACUUGACAAUAGAGUCAAUGGAGGAAAGCUUCCCUGUACGUGGGCUUGUUUGUGUUGGUGUCUGCUUUGGCCAGGGAGGCAGCUUCCUCCCCAGGAGCUGGUCAUGUUUUUGUACCAACAGACUUUUGAGGGUUGCAGGUAUUUUGUGAGCAUCGUCCUGUGCGCUUAUUCAAAUCCUUGCUUGAGAAGUCAGGGGAGAAAAGAAUUCUCCAGGGCUCACAUCAAGGGUUCUAUACCAUGAGCUAUGGCUGUGAGGAGGAGAAAGGAACAAACUGCAUCCUGCCAGCAUCCUUUCAGGGCUACAGGCGGUGCAGAACCAGUGGUGGGUAGCAGCGUUGAUCCAGUGUGCGGGUUUGUAGGCAAUACCUCAGCGAGUCUCCGACUGCACCCUCCCUGCACUUGUUACAUUUGGACGUGGAUGGAGGAGGAGGAAGGGUGGGUUCUAUGCUCAGCAAUCCCAUGCUCCUCUAGGCCUCUUCCCCUGCCUCUGGGUAGCACUGCCUUCUGUGAGGUGGGGCCAAAGCAGCCCAACAGAAGAAAACCAAACUCAAAAGAAAAGCACCACUAACAGGGCCACUCUAUCCUUUGUCUGCCCCCAAGGAAUGAAGUUCCAAAGAAAGAGACCCUGUAGGGUAUACAUUUUCAUAGAGCUGGAUGGAGGCCUCUGUAAUAAUAUGGAUAUAAAGGGCCAGUGGGACCAGCCACUCCAAUGCUGUUCAGGAGAGGGCUUGUCCCCAGCCUACCUGAGGAUGCUGUUCCCUGAGGCUGGAUGGAUAUAGGCUACAGGGUGGCAGGAAAGGUUUUGGACUUUUUCCCUCUUGAUGCGGGCUGCCCUCCUCUUCCAAGGGUGGCGCCACAGGAUGUACUUGAAGCAGUGCUUUCCUGGGGGUGGGUGGGAGGCUUUCAGCAAGGGUUAAGGGUCAGGAAAGGGCACUGGAGAAUGGGCCACACAACCCAACCCGGGACUGGAAUGGGGGGUAAAGGGAAGGAGAAAAUGGGAACGCUGAGCAGGAAGGAUGGUGUUCUAGAGGGGAUUUGGGGUGACUGGGGAGUUAACACAAUGGCUGGAAGCCCCAUGGGAAAAGCACUGGGCCUCACUCGAACCUAUCCAUUUCCUAAUUAUGAUUCAUACAUCACCUUUUAUCCUUCCUCUAGAUUUAUGAGGUGAAGUCUCAUGAGGCAACAGAUCAUGAGAGCUCAUGGGUCCCCUACCCUGAGAAGAUGCUUUAAGUGGGAAAUACUGGCCGAGUCCCCAGGACCUGGAUAGGCUGCUUAGGUCUGGGAUUAGAGGAAACCCGGAAGCAAAUGCAACACUACAAUUGUGUGGUUCCAGGACCUAGAGUUCUGAUCUCGUCAUAAGGAACAGGCAGUGGCAGGGCUCAGUGCUGAACUCGUGCCAUCUGAGCCAAAGCUACAGCAGCUGCCUUUUUAGUUAAAUCCUCCAGAAGUGUGGGGAUGUGUGAUGUGUGCUGCCAUCUGCUGGCUGGUAUGCCCUCCUGCCGCUGAGUUCUAAACGGUUUCAAGUGUGAAAAUGAGGAGCAAGUAGGAAAGGCAGGCAGCCUCCCACACCCACCUUUGAGGACAGAUACCUUUGAGAGGUAUCUAGGUGAUAAGUAGAGUUCUGUCCUAAAGAGCAAGAGAAACUGGGUCUCCCAGGUGAUUUUAGGGCUGAGCAGCUUGGGCACCACUAGUGAUGAGGAUGGACAGGCCAGUGGGUGAAAGUGAAGCCCUGUGGGGUUGGAGGAAGCCCAAGGAGAUUGGUCAAGGAACAUCAUACAUUCACCCCUCAGGGACUCCACAGCCCCCACACAGCUGUCAGAGCCAGUGUGCACCAGGUAGGGCCCUACAGCUGGGCAUAACCAUCGGGGGGAGACUCUGUGUGAGCCAGGAGAGAGGAGGGGCAAACUGCAGUCCCUUUGUGCAUGGGUGCUCUGGAUUCCAGGGACAUAGAAGCAGGAGAAACUCCAGUGUGGGGCAAGCCUUGUGGGUCAAAGCCCCCAGGGGUGGGCAGUGACACAAGAGCAUGCGCCCCUGGGCUGUCACGUGUCAUUCAGUGUUGUUUUAGAGGACGGGGGCAAAAAAAUACAAACACAAAUAACCCCCACACACACCUUUUUAUAUGAGGUUUCAUAUUUAAUUUGGUCAUGAAUUCAUAAUACAUGAGUAUUUUGUACCUAA